Protopterus annectens (West African lungfish) is the source of this 3238-nucleotide messenger RNA. It is a transcript of the gene LRRN4, whose product is annotated as leucine rich repeat neuronal 4. Gene Ontology annotation, cellular component: extracellular matrix. The record is from RefSeq and is a predicted model, not a curated record. Gene Ontology annotation, molecular function: protein binding. The coding region runs from base 368 to 2380 and encodes 670 amino acids. NCBI's taxonomy places the organism in Eukaryota, Metazoa, Chordata, Ceratodontiformes, Protopteridae. The transcript is spliced from 5 exons.
GAGUUUGUAAGUGUGAAAUAAUGAUUGAGUGCAGAUGGCUAGCAUCAGAAGCACCUUCCACUGAUUUUACUUUACUGCCUCACCUCCCAGCAGAAAAAGCAGAAGCUAAUUAAUCUCAUAGCAAGGUAGAAGGGGGCGUAUGCUGAAGGAAUCAUGCUCACAGCAGAGGGACACUACCACAGAGUUCUGUUAAAGAAAAACAGCCACUCAGACCAGCACAGCACCUUAGCUUUUGACAAGUACUGUAGCAGCAGGCAUUCUAUGAAGGAUUAACGAGCAAUUUUGUUUAACUGUAGCAUUCAGCUUGUGGUAUAUCCACAAAAUCUGAAAAAGGAGCCCAGAGGCAUAAGAGACUGGAAGAAAGAAAAUGCCUAUCUUCAUUCUGUCAGUUGUACUCAUGAGUUGGAUGGUUAACACUGGAGACUUUCUACUACAUUUGCGUAUUGUGAGCCAAGUAGAAAGCAGUCUUCCUGCAGAAAAUAUUUCAGACCAGGAUCUUUCACAUUCAGCUGACAACAGAGCUUUCUACAAUCAGACUUGUGAAAAAUUCACCAGGUCUGUACUGCUGUCACUGAAGUUAGUCAAUGCCAACCUCUCUGUAUUUCCUCCUUGCCUACCAACAUCUCUUACAAGCCUUGAUUUAGCAAAAAACAAUAUCACAGCAGUAAAUGAUUCGGAUGUGGCCACACUGACAAAAUUGCGUAAGCUGAACCUUUGCUAUAACAACAUCAAAGAAAUUCAAUGGGGAGCAGAAGUUCUGCCCAGACUUUCAGUACUGGAUCUGAGUUAUAAUCACCUGGAAUCGGUGCCAGUAUUCUAUGGAAUGUCUAAUCUGACCUGGUUGUCACUUGCUGGAAACCCAAUUAAACAAAUCUGUUACAGUGAUUUACAGGUUUUGUCUAUGCUGGAGCAUCUGAACCUUAGUGAAACUGCAUUAGAAAGUUAUAAUAAAACGGAAGUGGAACUGGUGAUGCAAAGCAAUGAGUCACGGCCCAUGUAUUCUCUCAGGAUACUUGAUAUAAGUAACACUCGUCUACAAAGUAUUUAUCAGAUGCGUUGUGAUCUGUUACCAAACCUUGAAUUCCUCUGCAUGAGAAAAAUGCCAAACAUGAGAAGUGUGGACAGUGACCUGUUUCAGUGUAUGCCAAGGCUGAAGGUCCUAGACUUCAGUGGUUCCCACAUGUUAGAAUUUGUUAAUAACCAAAUAUUUGUAAAUGCACAUCAUUUGCAAUAUCUUUCUUUUGAGAAGUGUGCCUUGAAAAACUUUGAAUCAUGGAAUGCCAGUUUGUCUAAGAUUAAAGUCAACCUUUAUGGAAAUCCUUUAAACUGCAGUUGCAAUAUCACCUGGCUUCUUUCUAACUCAUCAGCUGUGAUUCUUGAAAGAAAAGAAGAAACCACAUGUGAAAGGCACACAGUUAAUGAAACCAUGGUAUCAAUACCAAUCACCCAAAUGCUUGGAGAUUGUGAAGGCCAUAGCGAUACCUCAUCAGCUGCACCAGACAGCCUGACUACAAUGAGCUUUGUCAAAAGCAUGGCUCUGACACAUAGUUCCAUUUAUUCAACGUCUGAUAAAACUGGGGUCACUACAUUAUCUACAGCAACCACAGCUACAUAUUACACAGAAAGCACAGCUCAAGGAAUGCAAGAAAUCAACAAAAAAACAAGUACUCCAAAUAUUAAAAAGCCAAGUAUUAAGAUCAGCUUUCUGCCACAUAGUGAUGACUACCCAGACUAUGAGGAUGAGCCUGUACCAAACAAUGGUCCUUGCAAUUAUGAUGCAUGCAGGCAUCUCCAGAAACCUUGCUCAGAGCUCCAAAAAAUACAUAAUUGUCUCUGUCCAGGUAUAAACCUUGAAAACAUUGUACCAGAUGCUCCUGAUUUAAAACGGGUUUCAGAAAUUACAGAGUCUUCAGCAGAGGUAGAAUGGUGUGCUCCAUAUUCCACCGUGCGUGAAUAUCAAAUAAUUUAUAGGUCAGAAGGAACUGAAACCCUAUAUACUAUUGAUGGAAUUUAUGUCACAGCAAGACAGUUCACACUACGCAAUCUUCUACCACACACAACCUAUGAGGUGUGUUUGGUGGCAUCUAAUAAAGCAGGGUCAAGCAACAACGACACAAAUGCAUUUUCUGGCAAGCACUGUAGUAGGUUUAAAACAAAAUUCCAAAGUAUAGUGUUGCAUAUUGCCUUAGCAGCACUGAGCGGUGUCCUUUUUCUUGCUGUCAUAAUGCUAUCCAUACUUUUGUACAAGCAAUACCGAAAUACUCCAGUUAGCAAUCCAUACCUAAUAAGCUCAGUUUCAAUCAGAAAUCCUAUGUUUGACAAUCUUCAGAAAAGCUACAAAGUUGAAUCACAUCUUGAAGAUAUUGGAGUAUUGAUUUAAGUGAUUUAAUGACUUUCGUGUAUCAUUCCUUCCAACCAUUCUGACAAUAUAUGGAAAGUGAAUGAUGUCUAUGGAUGAUAUGAACUGACAGGAGACGUGAACUAUGCAAAGCUUUUUGAACAUAUUAUUUAAGUGUUUUAGACAGUUCUAAUAAGAAGUAUCCUAGUGUUAUCAAAUCAGAUCUGUGUUUCUCUACUGGCAUGUAUUUCUUUUGUUUCGGAUGCCUAAGAACAUUAGCAACAACAAUAUAUUUUGACCUUACACUUAUUUGCUGUGGAGUAGCUUUGAAAAUAUCCCUCUAUGCCUGUUUUCAUCUGUCAUCUCAUAUUUGACAAAAUAAUUCUGUCAUGUUUAAAUUACUGUACAUUUUCUCCAAACCAUUUAUAAAAUUUGCAUAUUACAUCUUCAAAUAUUUUCUCCCAGCUAUUUAUAAAAUUUACAUUACAUCUUUAAUUAUAAUCAUGUUGUAUCAUAUGUGGAUUGACUUUUCUGAAAAUAUUUCUUUAUAAUUAUAUUUAUAAUGCAUUGUAAUUAGUUGCAGAGUAAGAUUAUGAAAUUAAACGAUGUUUAGCUGGUAGCUGUCUUUUUGUGAGGUACUUUGUACUGCCUCUUCUAUAGGAACAUUUUUUUUCUGCCGUUUGCACUUUAUCUACUAGAAUUACUAUUGUUGCUACUUAUACUUUACAGCUAAUAUUGUCCUAAUGUCUGUCAUCUGUUAGCAGAGAAUUCAACCUAUGAGAUACUAAAUAAGUUUGUCUAGUGCUCCUCGAUCUGAUUCAAUUAGUUCCUAUCCAGACAAUGUACCUAGUUGUUGCUGAAAGGUAUUUGCACCUAGUGGGUUUACCUGGCUAACAAACA